This is a messenger RNA of Scomber scombrus (Atlantic mackerel), 6163 nucleotides long. Its product is annotated as hyccin 2-like. Gene Ontology annotation, biological process: phosphatidylinositol phosphate biosynthetic process; protein localization to plasma membrane. Bases 317 to 2188 code for a protein of 623 amino acids. The transcript has 13 exons. Lineage: Eukaryota; Metazoa; Chordata; Actinopteri; Scombriformes; Scombridae. Gene Ontology annotation, cellular component: plasma membrane. The record is from RefSeq and is a predicted model, not a curated record.
UCAGUCUGGCCAAUCGUGGGGCUCUGUGGCGGUUCAUCAGCACCAUUGCAGUGUGGAGAGAUCAUCCGGAGGUCCUGCUCGCAAAUAGAGGGAUCAUUUGGAGGAAAGAUAGUCGACCUGGGUGAGAGCUCCCGGGCAAACACCACCCCGUGCUUCCCCGACUCAGUCACGGCGUGACACUGACACAACGAGCUUCACUCCGGGUGACCCUCAGUGACUGACAGAUGUGUGACACUGUGGAGAACCAUUUGCCUCUCCCAGUGGAGAUCUGAGUUCUGGGACACUGAGGUAGCUGAGGGGGGGGUCUCUGAGGAAGAUGCUGGGUUCAGAGCGUGGUGUUGUCGAAGAAUGGCUCUCAGAAUUCAAGUCCCUACCAGAAACCCACAUCCCCAGCUACGCAGGCAGCCUUCAUCUAAAGAAGUCCCUGGUGCCAGCAAUCUACAGAGUCAUCCAGGAUCCCAACAAUGAGCUGUUGGAGCCUGUGUGCCACCAGCUGUUUGAGUUGUAUCGGAGCUCUGAAGACCGCCUGCGACGUUUCACCCUGCAGUUCCUGCCUGAACUGGUGUGGGUAUAUCUGCGCAUCACGGCCAGCAGGGAUCGCCAGAGCAAUGGCUGCAUCGAGGCCCUCCUCCUGGGCAUCUAUAACCUGGAGAUCGUGGACAAAGAUGGCAACAGCAAGCUCCUCUCCUUCACAAUCCCGUCCCUGUCCAAACCAUCGAUAUAUCAUGAGCCUUCUACCCUGGGGUCCAUGGCACUGACAGAGGGGGCUCUGUGUCAACAUGAUCUGAUCAGAGUGGUGUACAGCGGCCUCCAUCCUCAGCGAGAGACCUUCACCGCUCAGAACAGGUUCGAGGUGCUGUGUUUCCUCAUGCUCUGCUACAACUCUGCUGUGGUCUACAUGCCCCUCUCCUCCUAUCAGUCAGUCUGCAGAAUGAGCUCACGGUUGUGUGUAUGUGGCUUCCCCCGGCAGCAGCAGAAGCUUUGGAGGGAGCCGUGCAACCGCGUGCUGCUGGACCCCGAGUUUAUGGUGCAGAUGCUGACUGCUGUUUAUCAUGCCAUAUACAAUGGAGAGUGGGAGAUGGGGCGGGAAGCUCUGGAGGACAUUCUGUACAGAGCCCAGCUUGAACUUUACUCCCAGCCUCUUCUGCUGGCGAACGCCAUGAAGAACUCGCUGCCAGACAGUGCCCCCGAUGAGCCGCAGGGGCGCAAGGUGCUCCAGGUGGAGGUGACACCUACCAUUAGCCGCAUCUCCAUCUCAGCCAUCACCACCGCCUCCAUACGACGCCACCGCUGGAAGAGAGAGGAUUGUUUUGACUUCUCAACCGAAGCAGAGUUGAGCAUCAUCAUCAAUCCUCCUAGCCUCGCCCAACAACAACAACACCACCACCACCACACUACCUGGGACUCAACAGCCAAAGAGGAGAGAGGAGGGCGGCCUCACAGCCACAGCAGCAGCAGCAGCAGCAUCAUUCCCCCCGUCACACUUGAGGAUGCUGAUGGUAUGAGCGGCGGGGAGGAUUCCUUCAACGUGAAUGACCCAGACGAGGGUUUCUCCUCCGGGGCAUCAAACAGCAGCCAGCCCAGUGGCACAAAGACAGGUGGCAGCGUGGGUCAGAGGGGAGGCAGCCUAAACAGCAGCAGCAGCAGCAUCAAGAAAGCCAUCACAGCCCGACUGUCUCGGGAUAAGGAGAGGGAGAAGGAACGGGAGCGAGAGAGGGAGCGAGAGAGGGAGAGAGAAAGGGAGAGGGAGAGGGGGAGAGAGGCGGAAAAACAGGCCGAGUUGUCGGCAGAUCACCAGGCUGUUGUGAGGAGGCAUCACCAGAGGCAGCAGUCACCUCCAGCCAGCAUCAACUUGGAUGCCAUCCAGCUGAGUCCCAUAAAGAAGCACCUGAGUUUCCCUGUUGGGCCCAUGCUGGUACGGACUGGCAGCACCUCCUCCAGCAAGUCCUUUGACUGCAUGAGUUUCAACCUGAACGGAGGCGGGGAGGACCGGGAGGAGGGGCCAGGUGGCUCAGACAAAGAAGGGGUGCUUCCAGCAGGUGGCUCCCACCGCCACUCCACCAUUAGCCUGAAGGAGGAGCACCUCAUCAGGCCAGAGGAUGCCCAGGACAUCCUGUCCCCUGGAGCUCCUCUCUCCAAGCAGUCCCGCUCCCCCAGCUUCAACAUGCAGAUCAUAUCACAGGUUUAACGUGCAGUGCAGGGCAUAGUACACACACACACAAUACGUAUUCAUAACACACAUCCUCAUGCAGUCUUCUUCUCUGGAACUCUUUACAGCCCUACAGCAACAACUUCUCGCUACCUGUGUGUGUGUGUGUGUGUGUGUGUGUGUGUGUGUGUGUGUGUGUGUGUGUGUGUGUGUGUGUGUGUGUGUGUGUGUGUGUGUGUGUAUGUGUAUGUGUAUGUGUAUGUGUAUGUGUAUGUGUGUGUGUGUGUGUGUGUGUGUGUGUAAUUGCAAGCACACAUCCUCAGAUCUCAAAGAGUUGUGUCUCCACCCCGUUUAACAUCCAUUCAAACUUUUAUCUCAACCUGUAUUUGUUGCCGGCUGUUACUGAGAAUGCAACAGGUGAAAAGUUGUAAAACACUACUGCUCACUGCUGUAAUUACAGUUGAGUAUAAAAGAGUUAAGCAUGUCACUGCAUCCUCCCUUCUGACCAAGCUGAGCAUUCCACACACAGACUGGCCUCAAAAGGUGGAAACGUCAAGAGAGAUCUUGUAAGGAUGCCACGCUAGCUGUAAGGGGUAUAUGACAUUUCAGAAUUUUUGUGUUCCUGACUGAAUCAGUCAAAAAUGAAUCAGCAAUAACACUUACCGUUGCUCAUGUGGAGUAGAGUGGGGAUUAUUUCUCUUUCUCCUCAUUCCUUCCCUUUCAUUCCCGGGCUCACGUGCAAUCGUUCUUGCUGAUUAUCUUCCUUUUUAAUUGCUGUUUUUAAUCAGGCAUAAAUGGUUUUAUGGAUAACAUUUCUUUUAAAAAACAUUUUUUAAAUCACAAUCCAAAGAAGGUAGCAAGUUAUCUCUUCACUUUUUGACAAUGGUUUUGCAGAAAUCAGUCAGACCCAAGAGAUUACUGCGAUUUCAGACCAUGACAUUUAUUUUAUUAUGUUGUAAUCACAUUUGAUCUGUAAAGUCAAACUUUUAAGAUUGUUGUAAAACCAAACUGGAAUGUGGGAAGGGGUUGUCUUGCCCCAAUCUUUUAACUGGACAAAUCUGAAGAAAUCACAACUGCGCAGCUGCAAAAAGAUAUAAUUCGUCUUGUGACUUGAAUUAAGGUCUAAAGCAGAAUCAUCGUAAAAACUGCAUUAAAACAUUGUAGAUAGUGCAGGUUUGUGUCUAAAGCUAAAGGCAGUUAGAUUGUUAUUAGAUGGUUCAAACCAUUUAAUGGCUCCUCCCAUCUGAAAGCACUUGUUGGUGUGUUUGUCAGUCUGUGUUGAGGCUGUGGCUCAUUUGAGGUGUUGUUUCUGAACUGGUGAAUUACUGCCCUCUGGAGGCACGUACAAGUCCCUGCGUUCCAGAAGCCACCGUGAAGGCUGCCUCGUGUUUUGUGCUCUGAUUGGAUGCUCAUGAAACAUUUUGUUCUACCUCAUUGUGUGUUCACCUGCCACUCAGACACCUGUCUCCCAAUCAGAUGCGGGAUUCAAAGACCCCCAUUAGGUUUGAAACUGGAGGGUUUGAACAGUUAGGGGGGAUUAUAUAGUGUAGACCAGAAUGGUUUCACACUGCAACUGUAAUGAUGAAUAACACUGACAUCUGUGUGUGUUCAUGUGAGGAGUUGUGACUGAAUAUCUCGGCCUUGCAUUUCAGUUCAAUCACAUCAUGAACAAAAUCUAGCUGCAAACCAGGAACACGACCGUUUUCGUCUUCAGGUUAAUUUUAUUUUGUAUAUCAAACAACCAAGUUGGAAUUAAUCAGAUAAUUUUAAUUCCCUAUAAAUGUCCUGCUUAUCUUUUUUUAUGUAAUGAUUUUUGAAGUGCAAUUUUUUUUUUCUUUUUAUCCUCAUGUGCAUGGAGUUGGAUCUCUUCUGCUGUUAAAUGCCUGCAUCUGCACACAGUGCUAGCUAGCCUUCUGUAGUGCUCCCUGCCCAGGCUGAGUGAUUUGAACAUGAUGUGCUUGUCUGCAUGUUUAGUGCCCUGCAAAGCACUGCUGUUUCAGAUGCGUGAAACAGCCAAGCGAGCCAAACCCCAGUCUUGUCCUUGUCUUUGCCAGAUGUGCCAAUACACAUCCUCUCCUUAAGGAAAUUAUUUGUUUUUGCUUGGGUGUCUUAAGUUUAAAAAGAAGUUUGCCUAUUUUUCUUUUUACUAGUCUUAUUUGUUAGUUAAGGGACUUAAAGGGAUGUUUGGACCUGUGGCUCAACGUGCCCUUAGAUGCAGCUUCACCUUCUUCUUUUUUUUUGCUAUGAAUCCCUCUUUAAUCCUAUCAAGGCGUGUGCAACAAACACGCUGUAGUUUCACAAUCAUUAUUAAGCUUUGCUGUUCACAUGUAAAAGCAGUAUAUUAUGCGUCUGUGUAGAUGUCAGCUGUUGUAUUGCAUUUCCAUGUCUUGCUCAUGUGCGUGUUUUAAAAACGAGGAUGAAUGAUUAAUGUAUAUUUAAAAAAAGUCAGUUCAGUCUGCAGUGAAAACCCACCAACACACACACUCACUCAUGCUCCUACUGUGCUGGAAUCCGUCACAACUGCUGCUCCCGGUCCCGAGUGUGCGUUUUAGCUUUAAACAUUUCAGGCUCUCCGGCCUCACAUGCUCCUCCUCUGCUGGACUGUACUGUAGAAGAAGCAAGAGAGAGGAGCGUGGCUACAGUUCACACUCUCACCUGGUCUGUCUGCCGUCAUCCCUGUGCUGUUUGGCUCACAACGAGCCGUGUUCCCCAUUUGCUGUAUUUUGCUGUGAGUUGAGUGGCACCUUUUUGCUGUUUUAAAACUGGUGACGUGUUCAUGUCAUUAAUUAUGAGUGCCCCCUGACCAAGAUUACCAGCAGCCAUGUUGGUACUGUAUGUUGACUUAGAGUAACGGAUAGACAAAUAUUCCUCAGUGUCUGGUGUUAUUUGCAUGUGAUCAGGGCGGGAAAUGAACACCAGCUGGCACAUGUGAAAACUAUUUGGCUGUGGCUGGUGAUUUUAGCUACCAUCAAUUUUGGCCGAUUUAUGAACCUACAAAUGUUCACAAAGGUCCAGUUACAUUUCAAAAGAAAAAAUCUACUGCAGAUGGUUAAAUUUGUACUUGGUUAGCCACUGUGGCUGGUGGACAAAAUUCAUUUCCGGCCCUGCAUGUGAUAACUGUGGGCUUAGUUUUCAUACAGUAUAAUGCACUUUAAUCCAUCCACCUCUCUCCUCAAGAUAGUUAUUGAAAUGAUAUAUAUAGAUGUGCAGAUGUGUAUACACUCAAUGCAGGGUUUUAGUCUCUUUUAAAGAAUUACUUCUAUGUGAUGUCACAUCCAACACAAUGCUAUUUUUGUUAAGUCUAAGGGUACAGCUAUUUAUUAUUUUUUUCUUUUCAAAGCCAAAAAGUUGCGGGGGUCUGGAAGGUCUCAGGAGUUUAUCAAAAAGCCACAUUUUAAAAAUGGCAGCACCAAAAUUUCUGUUCUUGAGGUCAGAAUUGAUUCUAUGCAACAUUUUUUCCCCUUUUUUCUCUUUUUUUUUCUUUCCUUUUUGUAAGUAUACAGGCUUUCAUUAAUCCUUGUCGGGUGGGAUGGGGCAAAUGCAUUUAAGCUGAUUCCUUAGUCCUCAACAGUGUCCCCAUUUGAUGAAUCUGUUUAUACACUCUGUUGUGGUGCUACAGAGCAAAGGACUUCAUGUGGGUGAAUUAAGAGGACUAUCCCUGUUGUGCAUUUGUCAUCUGACUGCCCCUCACAGGGAGAAAGCCACACCUGGACUGUUGGUGCAUGUCGAGCCCUUCUGUCAGUUUGCUGCUCUGUGGCUCAAAGAGAUUGGUGUAUGAAAUACAGAUUAUCAAUGAUGAAUCUAGUCUUGAUGCUUCAGGGGAAGCUGCUGGAGAUGUGAUAACACUGUACUAUUGAUGUUGUAUAAAUGGAGAGAAAGACUUAUUUUAAAUCUUGUAAAUAAAAAAUGUACAAAAGUGAAAGCAAGAUAAAUAUAAAAAACUGAAGACAUGUCUGAGAUGUAGAGAGAAAUUAAUCUGUAUAUUGUUGAAUAAAUAUUGUGACGUUAAGGGAA